AUGUUUGCUUUUUCCGGUGGCGUCUACCUGGACUAUCUUCCUGCUAUGUACGGAUAUCAGGAGAAGCCUGGCUGCUUGCACAUCAGCCUCGAAGCCACAGCCUUGGCCUACAUGGCAAAGGAGCAUCAUCGGAAAGAUUUGCGACAGAUGGCACUGCAGAGCUACGGUACUGCAUUAUCACAAACGAACCUCGCAUUACAAAAUCUCAAACCGGCCAUGAAACUAGAGACGGCGACGUCUGUACUUCUCUUGGCUCUUUUCACAGUGAUAUCACCGCAGAAUUCAAGUCAGCCGCAAAAUAUCUGGUCAGAGCAUGUACGUGGAGCCUUGGCGAUACUGGGUUCUUGUGGUCCGGACAUGUUCAACAGUCUUCCUGCCCAAGGCAUUCUCCACCAUGUCAUUUCAACUGUCCAAAUUGAUUGUCUGGACCGCCGUGUUCAGAUGCCCUCUCAAUUACAGGCUCUAUAUUAUUUGUCAUGGCUGAAUCCUGGACCCCAAGUACAACUUUGGUCUUUGAUAGAUCGCCUUGCCGAGCUCGCUGCUUCAAUUGGUAGAAUGCCAAUAUGCCUAUCAGAAAUCGAGAAAAUACGCGAUCUCGACUCAAGCUUCGAAGAACUAAUGAAAUGCAUGCCAGAAGCCUAUAGCAAUUGCUUCGAAUUCGAAGAAUGCACAGCCACCGCUACUCAACUAUUGGAAGGAGAGGCCAUUGAGCGAAUCCCAGUCCUCAAGUUCAGUAGCUUCAGAAUGGCUCAGAGAUGGAAUACCCUACGACUUUUACGUCUACGCAGCAUAGAUCUUCUCACAUUUGCAACGUCCGCUUAUCUCUCAUUCAGCCCAGAGAGGACUAAUCUGGAUGGGGACCUCAAAUCAUGCCUCGACAAUGCAUCUGAAACAGCAAAGCAAAUCACCAUCGAGAUUUGCGCCACAGUACCAGAAUAUCUCAGGCCUGACCAGUUCACUCGAUUGCAUAAUAUUGGUGUCGAGGAAUCUGCCUGGGCGCGAUCACUUGGAUGGCCAUUAAGCAUGGCAAAGGCCAAUGCACAUAAUUCGAAAUCCCUACAAGACUAUGUCGAGAGGCAAUUUCAGGUUAUUCGGGGAAUUUCGCGCACACGGGAUCUAGAUUUUGCACCGGGUUGCCAGCCUGGCUCGCUUGUUAUGGAUGGGUAA
Molecule: messenger RNA, 1167 nt
Organism: Penicillium manginii
Lineage: Eukaryota; Fungi; Ascomycota; Eurotiomycetes; Eurotiales; Aspergillaceae
Exons: 1
Coding region: 1-1167 (388 amino acids)
Source: RefSeq, a predicted model, not a curated record